Messenger RNA from Anopheles nili, 1800 nucleotides. RefSeq names its product sodium-coupled monocarboxylate transporter 1-like. The transcript has 7 exons. The coding region runs from base 1 to 1800 and encodes 599 amino acids. The record is from RefSeq and is a predicted model, not a curated record. Gene Ontology annotation, cellular component: membrane. Lineage: Eukaryota; Metazoa; Arthropoda; Insecta; Diptera; Culicidae. Gene Ontology annotation, biological process: sodium ion transport; transmembrane transport. Gene Ontology annotation, molecular function: symporter activity.
AUGGAUCAAACCUCCACGAGUACUUCGGGGAUAGAGGAUGGGACGGACGCGGCGUUGGAGCAACGACUCCUCUUCAGCGUGGUCGAUUAUGUCAUCUUUUUCACGAUGCUUGGCAUGUCGGCAAUGAUUGGCGUGUACUAUGGGUUCUUUGCCAAGCAGAAGCAGAACAACACGGCAGAGUACCUGCUUGGCAGCAAGCAGAUGAAGGUGUUCCCGGUGGCUAUGUCGAUGACGGCAACGCAUAUCUCGGCCAUCACAAUGUUGGGUGUACCGGCGGAGAUGUACAAGUACGGCAUCCAAUACUGGGCUUGCUCGAUUUCGGGGCUGAUCGUCACCAUCUUCAUGGUGUACGUGUUCCUGCCAGUGUUUCACGAGCUUCAGACAGUGUCCUGCUACAGUUACAUCGAGCAGCGAUUCGAUAAACGUACCCGUACCCUGGCCAGUGGGUUGUUCAUGUUCUACUGCCUACUAAACACACCUGUCAUCAUCUAUGCACCGGCCAUUUGCUUCAGUCAAGUAACCGGCAUCAACGUGCACAUCAUUACACCCAUGAUUUGCUGCAUUUGCAUCUUCUACACCACGUUCGGUGGCAUUCGUGCCGUAAUUUGGACGGACACGCUACAAUUUGGUGCAAUGUUAUGCGCAUUGUUCGUGGUGAUGACCCUCGGAACGCUGCAGCUGGGUGGGAUCAUCAACGUAUUCCGGUUGGCCGAGGCUGGUGGUCGAUUAAUAUGGUUUAACAUGGACCCUGACCCUUAUCUGCGCACAUCGUUCUGGUUAGUGUCAGUAGGACUGACAUCCAUGUGGAUAUCGAACAUUGGCGUGACGCCAGAGUGCGUCCAACGUUUUUUGACCAUCCCGGACAUGUCGAGCGCAAAGAAAGCGGUCUGGAUAUUCGGUGUUGGGCACAUCCUCGUGAAGUUGUUCUCGGUGUACAACGGGCUGCUGAUCUUCGGCAAGUAUCACGACUGUGAUCCCAUCCACGACGGUACAGUCCAGAAGUAUGAUCAGAUCUUCGCCUACUACGUCCUGGAUGUAGCGCGAAAGAUCCCCGGUCUGCCAGGACUGUUUGUGGUAGGCAUCUUCUCCGCUGCACUAUCGUCUAUGUCGACCAGCAUGAACACCCUCUCGGGGACGCUGUUCGAGGACUUUAUCCGGCCGAGGUUCGCGCUAAAGGACGAAACGGCCAGCACCGUGGUGAAGAUCAUGGUCGUGACAAUUGGUUUCAUCUGCUUGUUGCUGGUGUUCGUCGUCGAGCAGCUGGGCAGUAUCUUCAGUUUGGCCAUCUCCGUGUCCGGCGUGACGUCUGGCACGAUGCUCGGAAUCUUUUUCUUGGGCAUGUUUUCUCCGUACGUCAACGGAAAGGGUGCUUUUUGGGGUGCGAUAGCGUCGCUUGUGUCGUUAAGCGCAAUUGCCGUCGGCGCCCAACUGGAAAUACUGGGUGGAAAACUUAAGUACGAAAGCUUACCGUUCCGAUACGACGGUUGUACCGGUUUCAACGUAACUGGGACGGAGACAAGUACAUUCUAUCGAGACGCAGCCAACCACGACAACUCUGAGGUACCAUGGGUUUUCCGCAUCGGAUUCAUGUACUACUCGCUCCUUGGCACGCUCAUCGUUGUGGCUGUGGGGAUUGUAGUGAGCAUAGCAACCGGAGGCCAGAAGGAUCGUGUCCCACUGAACCUUCUAACACCGUGGGUGCGACCACUGUACAGCUCGUGCGAUAUCACUAACUUUAAGGGCGAAUACAAACUUGCACGAAGCUGUGAGAUGACCGAAAUAGAGAAAAUUCCCAAAUAA